AAUGACGUAAACAAACAAAAUGUCUCUCUCAUUCAACUUUGCGUUAAGUUAUAAGUAAAUAUUUCGUCAAUUAAAGUGGAAUUUAGUAUAUAUUUAAAAACCAAGGACACAAUUUAGGAGUAAAAGAAAAAAAUUCGAGUGAAUACGUUGUAAAGUUAAUGAAUUAUUCAUUAGAUAUAUACAUAUCAAAUGUAUUGGAAUUUGAAAUAUGGAUAACCUCUUGAACAAAUUGUCAGGUUUUAGUGUGGGCCAUGAAAAAGCUUUAAAACAAGGAAUUUACAAUGCCUUAGCACUUUUAUUAUUUUUAUUUAUAUGUGUCGCUGGUUAUGGACUUUAUAUUAUUUUAAGUCCCUUUGUCAAACCAUUAAUAUGGGCUUUAUUGUGUGGUUCGGUUUUGUUUCCAUUCAAAAAUUCUUUGGCGACUACGGUUAAAACGUGGUUCAACAAAACAGAAGAAUCGAGUAAACCUCUUGUUUUACAUUUAACAAUGAUACCUAUUUAUAUUGUUGAUGAGACUUCGGAAAUUAUUGGCUCUUUUAUACAGAAUCAUUUCAAGUACAUUAUUGCCAUUGGUUCGUUAGCUACACUUGUGACAUUAAUUUAUAAUUAUAUGCCAAGUAUAUUAAUUUAUCUAGUCUGGAGAAUAAUUACAGUUGGAAAUUAUAUUCUUGGAUUUUUUAUUUCCUCCUGUAAUACUUGGAUGAUUUUCUUUGUCUUGAUUGGAUAUUUAUCAGUUCUCUAUCUUCACUGGCGACCGGAGAAUUCCCUCUAUUUUCACUUCUCAUCCUACGCAAUAUGGUUGCUGAUAAGUUUUUAUUUUUCAAACCUCCUGGGGACUUAUCCCGUCAUUAUUUUUUGCUCUCUACAAUUAUUGUUCGUCACGGGUUUCAUAUACGAAGUCCUAACUGUCAUUGAGAAAGAGGAAUUGAAAGGAAAUUGUCUAUCUUUUAUGGAGACGGCAUUAAAUUUAUUGCGAAACGAUUCGCGAACAUUUAUUGCUGAAUCAAUUCCCCUGAUGUCGACUGACGAAGAUGAUAUUUUCGAUGAUAUUUCCGAGACGAUGACAACAAAACCAAUGGAUUCAAUUGGCGAGAAGGCGUCGAGUACACCAGUGGAGAAAUUUACACCGAAAUUAAAGGACACAACGAAAGCACUUACAAUUGAUUCGGGACGAUCGCUUUUAAUGCGAGCACGAAAAUCACGAUCAACGGGCAAUGUGACGCCGACUAUUAAAUUUUCCCUGCCCGAGAGACAUUUUCUGUCGAAAUUAAAAGCGGAUUUACGAAUGUCAUUGGAUAUUGAGGACGAUCGAGUGGAUACGGAUAAAUAUAUGAAGGGGACAAUUUACGCUUGUGCUGGAAUGCUACUCUGGAAGCAUAAAUGGAUUAUUUCUUUAUUAAUCAUUCCGGUCGGUUAUUAUAUUAUUAAACUUCUUGGCAAUUUCUUUGGUAUUUGGACAAAAAUUCAAAAGCGAAUUCAAGGAAUAAUUGAUCAUUUUUCCGAUUGGUGUGGUGAAAGACUAGAUGCUUUGUUACCGAUUUAUAUUCGUGGAUUGUAUAAAGUUUGCAUUAUUGUUGAUCAGAAAUUGACGAUUAUUUUAAGAGGAUCUGUUGAUUCGGUCGCUACAAUUGCUGUCAUAUUGGGUUUGCUUAUCUUCACCACUUGCGUCACGAUUUUCGUGACGAUGCAGAUCUACGCCGAAGGAAUUCACUUAAUUCAAGUGACAGGGGAAAUUGUCAAUUCUUCUCUCGUGAAUAAUCCGGAUAUCGACUGGGUACCGGAACAAUGGGAAGAAUCAGUGAAUAGUGUUCUUAAUAAUGCUUACACUUACGGUCGAAGUGCAAUUUCCGAUGGAGUAAAGAGUCUUGUGAAAAAUUUAGAACCAGCCAAAGCGGAAUUGAUGGAGAAAAAAGUAUUGGAACUCUGGGACAGAUUUUAUCAAGCCUGGAUGAUGUCGAGUGAAAAUCCAAAUUUUAUUGGUCCAACUGUCGAUAUGGAUGCCGCUUAUUCGGUUUGGGAAAGUUUCAAGGAUAGUUUCGGAAAAACUCCUUUCCAAUUAUUUAACAUGACGAGUGUUCAAAAUUUCGCAAAGGAAAAUAUCGGUAUUCUUAUGUCAGUUCUUGACUCAAUUUGGAGCAUCGUCAAAGGAAAUAUGUCCGUUAUUAUAGGAAUAGUGACCGAAUUGCUUUAUAUCGUUCUAAUUAGUGGAUCUGCGGUGCUUAAUUUCACUCUCAGUAUGGUUGUGUUUUUUACGGCACUUUUUUAUCUCCUGAGCUCCAGUGGAGUGACUUAUAAACCAAUUGAGGCGAUAACGACCUUUAGUCCCAUAAGUUGUAACAGAUUCGCUGUCGCCCUGCAGGAAUCAGUAAUUGGCGUAUUUGCGGCAACUUUCAAACUCGCCUCAUUUUUUGGUUUGUGGACGUGGUUCGUUCAUAAUUUAUUUCAAGUGAAAAUCGUCUACUUACCUUCAGUUUUUGCCAUGAUUCUUGGCGCUGUUCCAUUUCUCGACGCAUAUUUCGCUUGUAUACCAGUGACAAUUGAAUUGUGGUUCACUCGCGGACCAAUGAUCGCAACACUCUUUUUCUUCUUUCAUUUCUUGCCCUGCAACAUUAUUGUCACUGAAUUUUACAAGGAAAUCAAAGGAGGCGGCCAUCCUUACCUCACAGGUCUCUCGAUAGCAGGAGGAAUUUUCUGUCUGGGAGUGGAAGGAGCAAUUUUCGGUCCAUUAUUACUAUGCUGUAUAAUGGUUGCGAUUAAUUUAAGUCGUCGUUACAUGUAUUCACCGUCUGAGGAGACGAUAAAUACGAUAAAAUCACAAAUCCAUCAUUUGAAAUCUAAUAAUUAAUAAUACUACGAGAACAGAGAUUAUAUAUAUAUAUAUUUUUUAUAUUAUCGCUUUUGCUUGCGGCCAAAAUGAAAUUAAUACUAUAUAAUAUUGCAAUUCUCUCUAUAUAGUGAACAUAUUUCAUUAAAUUUAUCAAAAUACGAAUCUCUAUUUUUGUAUAUAGAAAAUAUCUGUAAAUAUUUUCUCAUAAUUUUAUUUUCACUGCCUCUUUGUUAUUCAAAAUAAUAAGGGCAAUUGUACACAUUUUUUUCAUAUUAUAUUUAUAACAGAGAAUAUUUUAUUAAUAGUUGUGAAUAGGUAGGCAAUUCUUUGAAGAGAUUUAAUGCUUUCUUAAAAAGAAAACCGACUGAGUGAUAUAUUUUGUUAUUAGUUAUUUAUAUAAUAUUAUCUGAAAGAUUGCAAGCGCAAGCUUAAUUGUAAAUUGAUAUUCAUUUAUUUGAAAACUAACUUCAAGAUGGGAUUUGUAUAAAGUUUUUUAAUCUUUGUGGUUAUGAAAAAAUUUUAAAUAAAUAUGAUGAAAUAA
Messenger RNA from Leptopilina heterotoma, 3368 nucleotides. RefSeq names its product transmembrane protein 245. Bases 209 to 2845 code for a protein of 878 amino acids. Gene Ontology annotation, cellular component: membrane. Lineage: Eukaryota; Metazoa; Arthropoda; Insecta; Hymenoptera; Figitidae. Gene Ontology annotation, molecular function: ATP binding. The record is from RefSeq and is a predicted model, not a curated record. The transcript is spliced from 7 exons.